This is a messenger RNA of Lathyrus oleraceus (garden pea), 477 nucleotides long. RefSeq lists its product as uncharacterized. The transcript has a single exon. Gene Ontology annotation, biological process: DNA replication. The record is from RefSeq and is a predicted model, not a curated record. Bases 1 to 477 code for a protein of 158 amino acids. Gene Ontology annotation, cellular component: replication fork. NCBI's taxonomy places the organism in Eukaryota, Viridiplantae, Streptophyta, Magnoliopsida, Fabales, Fabaceae.
AUGGUACAAACAAAUGAUGAUGUCCAGAAAUUGAAUGAUAUGAUUAUCGAUCAGUUUCAAGGAGAAGAACAUAAUUUGUUAUCGUUUGACGAGGUUGAAGGAGAUAAUCAUAAUUUAUACCAGCAAGAAUUCUUAAACUCAAUUGCACAAGGUAGUUUGCCACCACAUAUUCUAAAGAUAAAAAAGGGUGCACCAUUGAUGUUGUUACGAAAUCUAGAUCCUAGAUAUGGAUUGUGUAAUGGGACCCGGUUAUUAUGUCGUGGUUUAUUUAUGAAUAUGUUGGAUGUGGAAAUCUUGACAGGAAGCAACGCAGGAAAACGUGCUUUUUUGCCUAGAAUUAAAAUAAAAACAUCUGCAAGUGAUGGACUGCCUUUUGUCCUUAGUAGAAAGCAGUUUCCUGUGCGACUAAGUUUUGCAAUUACAAUAAAUAAAUCACAAGGACAAACCAUUCCAAAUGUUGGAAUAUAUCUUCCAUGA